Molecule: messenger RNA, 30214 nt
Organism: Topomyia yanbarensis
Lineage: Eukaryota; Metazoa; Arthropoda; Insecta; Diptera; Culicidae
Gene: shot
Product: dystonin
Exons: 37
Coding region: 1887-28478 (8863 amino acids)
Biological process (GO): wound healing; intermediate filament cytoskeleton organization
Cellular component (GO): intermediate filament; membrane; cytoplasm
Molecular function (GO): structural molecule activity; calcium ion binding; microtubule binding
Source: RefSeq, a predicted model, not a curated record
GGCAAACGGCCGCGUGUGUUUAUCCGGUCGUGUUCUUACGGUGUUUUUUUUGCAUCGUGACUGCGCAAUGAUUAUAGAAUCACACUGAAAUUUUCAUCCGCGAGUGAUUUUGAUGUAAGGCCCGAAAAGAGUAUUUUUCGCUUGUAAAAUUUGUUUAAUCAAGUUCGAAGCUGAAUGCAAAUGCAAGUGUGUCAUGUCUCGAAACGAGUUUUUCCAGUGAUUCCGACUGCGGUUUAGAGUGGUUGCUGUUUCUGCUUGUACAGAAAACAAAGGGUUCAUUUGCUUUUUUCUGUCUGCUCCAAUCUGUUUCGCCUCGCGUGGACUAGACAGCACGGAUUUAUGUCUGCCGUCCAGGGGGUCAAUAAUAGUAAAAUCAACCGUGACAGAAAAUAAAGUGUUAUGCGGUAGUAGUGUGCGAGUAGAUUAUCUGUAGAAUAAAUUAGCAGACAUUGAUAAGUGACAGCAGGCGGUCUUGUUUAAUUUAAAGCCAGCGUAUCUGUCAGGCCGGUGAAGUGGCAAUGAUGUGGAAAAGUGAGCGACGCGUGAAUUUUCACAGAAAAUCUGGAUUAGAUCAUCCGAAGUAGUUUAUACUUCGAUAUCUAGAUUUAGGAUAUUGGCAGUUCCCAUAUUUCCUCACUUUGCUUUGUGCUGCACAGGGAAAGAGCCGAUGACGUGGGUAUUCCAGUAACUACACAUUACUUCAACCUGGAAUGAUCGUGAGCAACUGCCGCUAGAAUGGACAGUAUCAGUAGUCUCUACAACUGGCGAAGACACUACUGAGUACGACGACCUGAGCAACAGCUGCUACAGCAUCCGCAGUGUAAACCACACCAUCCCUAAUAACCAUCAGCCGAAAAGAGAGAUCAUUUCCCGGACUGCGUACGACGCGGUGGCCACAACAGACUGAACGGUCGAAAAUAAUUGCUGCACACAAUUUCGACGCAAGCUUUCCGAUUGAUUAGGCCAUAUGACCGGUCAACAGCACGGCAACAGAAGUUGUUUUUCAACGACUGGCAUCUACAUUUCAUAAUCGCAAAAUCAAAACACGAAACCGUUAUAAAUCGAGGGCAAAGAGGACAAGAAACCAACACGAUCGCGGGCCCUGAAUUUUGCGAACGCAAUAAACUUUUGCUCUUCGAGGUGUGGACCAUUUCCAUCGCUCCGAAAAUCCAAAACCCGAUCAAUCGGCCGGCUACGAAACUCAAUCAGUACCAACAACCGGGGCAAAACGAGAGAAUGAGAAAAAGAUAGAAGAAAACUCGGUCCAGUUACGCUCGACCAUGAAAAUGUGACAGGAAACAUUGGCCAACGUUAAACCCUGCUUCCACAAUUCAAUCGAAAUCGACGGAUGAGCCACAUCGACUUUUGUAACUAAUUUGCCCCACAUCCCAUUAUAUUCUCGACAGACACAGCCUAAAAAGAAAUUCUCAACAACUACAACUGGCGAAAUUGUUUUGUUGCUGAAGGCAGUUUUAGUGCAGUGAAGUGCUCGAAUUGUGUUCCUUAUAGUAUGCCAAACUAGCAUUCUGCUUCGAUGGUUUCUGGUUUAGUGAAAGCUAGAACGGCUUCAAGAGCGUAACUAGUGCAAUAAUAAAGCAGCUCCUAUUGAAAGUGAAAUCAAUAUAAAAUAACAAGUUAGUGAAAUUAUUCCUUGCAACGAAAAGGAAACAAAAAAGUGAAAGUAGUUUAAUAAUUGUUGAUUACUGAAUGUACAUGUGUAAUAUUUAAUUAAGUGGGAUACGGUUAAUAGCAUAUAGUGGAAAGUUAAGCUAAAGUUAAACACAAUUUAAAUCACUGCUACUCUAAUUGAGUUCAUUUUUGAAACUACUACCAGUGAGUCAUAGCUAUCGAUAGUAGUAACAGCACAUAUUACAUCCGGCCAAACUAUGAAGCGGAUACCAAGGAAACCGAGCAGCAGCAGCCUACCGGGCUUUAGCAUGGACAGAGAGAGCUUGGCAGAAUGGGCGAAGGAUAAGCCCCUUAGUAUACUACAGCUGGACCCGGCGGAUCGUGCCGUUCUGAGAAUAGCAGACGAACGAGAUGCCAUACAGAAGAAAACGUUCACGAAAUGGGUCAACAAACAUUUGAAAAAGCACUGGAAGUAUCUUAAGACCUACACCCACUUACAUGUAUGUGUUGCCAUCAGUGGAAUACCCUGUUGUCCGCCGGCUGCCUCCCGAAGGGUAGACGACCUCUUCGAAGAUCUGCGCGAUGGACACAACCUUCUUUCGCUCUUGGAAGUAUUAUCUGGCGAACAUCUUCCAAGAGAGAAAGGAAAAAUGCGCUUCCACAUGCUGCAGAACGCACAGAUGGCGCUGGACUUUCUACGCUUCAAAAAAAUAAAACUGGUCAACAUUCGGGCAGAGGAUAUCGUGGACGGUAAUCCGAAGCUCACCCUCGGUCUCAUCUGGACCAUCAUCCUGCACUUCCAGAUUUCCGACAUCGUCGUCGGACAGGAGGACAAUCUAACGGCACGUGAAGCCUUGCUCCGGUGGGCACGCCGUUCCACAGCCAAAUACCCCGGUGUUCGAGUGAAUGAUUUCACCAGCUCCUGGCGGGAUGGACUGGCCUUCUCCGCUCUCAUCCACCGAAAUCGGCCCGAUCUCAUCGACUGGCGAGAUUCGAGAUCGCGACGACCGCGUGAACGUCUCGAGCAGGCGUUCCAUGUGGUGGAGCGGGAAUACGGCGUAACGCGGUUACUCGAUCCGGAAGAUGUUGACACCAAUGAGCCCGAUGAGAAGUCGAUGAUUACUUACCUGAGCUCACUAUACGAUGUCUUCCCGGAGCCUCCACAGAUCCACCCACUCUUUGACAUGGAAUCCCAGCGAAGAGUGCAGGAGUACCGGGAACUUGCCCAGCAGCUGCUGUACUGGUGCCGCGAAAAGACCUCCCUUCUGCAGGAACGAGCAUUCCCAACGACACUGAUCGAACUGAAGCGACUACUGUCCGAUCUGAACCGGUUUCGAAGCGAAGAAGUGCCACCGCGACAACGCGACAAACAACGACUGUUUAGCAUAUAUAAAGAACUGGAAAAAUACUUCGAAUCUAUCGGCGAGGUGGAUGUAGAAACAGAACUUAGGCCCGAAUCGCUGGAGAAAGCGUGGCACAGACUAAUGUCGGCACUAGCGGAUCGGGACAUGAUAUUGCAGCAGGAAGUCCAACGACUCGAACGACUGCAGAAACUAGCUGACAAAGUACAGAGAGAGUAUAAGCACACCGAAACCGUGAUUACCAAAAUCGAAACACGAAUCUCAGAGGAAACCCGCCGAAUAGAACGGUUACAUCCAGUGGAGGCGAAAAAUAUCGUUGAGGGUUUGGAAGGUGACAUCCGACACCUGGAGCAGCCGCUCCAGGAGAUGAAUGACGACUGUCAUAAUCUGAAGGACGGCCGAUACCCACAGGCUGGAGACCUGCACAAAAAAGUCACAAAACUGCACCAGAGGUGGUCCCAGCUACGCACUACAUUCCACACUAGUUUAGUACAAAAAUUAUCCGGACUGAGCUAUCCCGUUCAAGAGACGACAAUAACGAAGCAAACCCGUGUCGUAACCGAAACCCGCCAAAUCGGCACAAAUCCAUACUUCAGGGACGUCCAAGAGUAUACAGAAUGGUGUCAGAGCAAAUUGAAACAACUGCUCACUUCCGACUACGGCUCGGAUCUUCCAUCCGCCAAGGUAGAAUUGGAACGCCACCAACACGAGCACAAAGUGAUCGACCAGUUCCAUUCGAAGAUUGUUCAAAGUGAACGGCACCAGAACAACUUCACCGGCGAUGAACUGCAGUUAUAUCAGCAGAAGCUCAGUCAACUCCAGAAGACCUACGCAGAGUUGUUGAGCACCUCGACGAAACGAUUGUCGGACCUGGAUGCUCUGCAGGACUUCCUGUCGGCGGCGACAUCGGAGCUAAGUUGGCUGAACGAUCGCGAGCAGAUCGAAGUCAGUCGCGACUGGGCUGACAAGAACCUGGACCUGUCCGCCGUACACCGGUACUAUGAGCGUUCCUACGGAAAUGGUGAUGAAAACCUAAUGUCCGAGCUGGAGAAGCGCGAGAUGCACUUUGCCACCAUUCUCGAUCGCGGAGAAGCACUUCUAGUCCAACAGCACCCCGCUUCCAAGUGUAUCGAGGGACACCUGCAGGCAUUGCAAUCACAGUGGUCCUGGUUGUUGCAGCUGACGCUCUGUCUGGAGGUACAUCUGAAACAUGCCACCGAUUAUCAUUCGUUCUUCGACGAAAUCCGCGAGGCAGAAAACUGGCUGGCCAAGCGGGAUGAUAUCUUGAACACCAAAUACUCCCAGUCUGAGUUUUCGCUCGAUCAGGGUGAGGGGCUGCUGCGGGGAAUGCAGGACAUUCGGGAGGAGCUGAACGCUUUCGGCGAAACGGUCGCCCAUCUGCAGCACCAAGCUACCACGAUAGUGCCUUUAAAGCAGCGAAAACAACCAGUGAACCGACAAUGCACAGUGCAAACUAUUUGCUCCUACAAGCAAGGCAAUAUAUCGCUGGAGAAAAACGAAUCUUGCACUCUACUGGACACCUCCGGUCGUGUCAAGUGGCGCGUGAAAACGGCCAAGGGAGUCGAAGGUUCCGUCCAUGGUGUCUGUCUACUAUUGCCCCCACCAGAUCAGGAAGCGAUCGACGCUGCUGAUCGUUUGAAACGACUCUUCGACCGAUCAGUGGCCCUGUGGCAGAAAAAGCAGCUUCGAUUACGCCAAAAUAUGAUCUUCGCCACCAUCAAAGUAGUUAAGGGAUGGGACUUUGAGCAGUUCCUGGCAAUGGGAGCUGAACAACGAACGGCUAUCCGGCGGGCGCUAAACGACGACGCCGAUAAGCUGCUGGCUGAGGGAGAUCCAGCGGAUCCACAGCUACGACGGCUGCGACGAGAGAUGGACGAGGUCAACCGAUUGUUUGAUGAAUUCGAGAAACGUGCCAGAGCUGAAGAGGAAAGUAAACAAGCGAGCCGAAUCUUCACCGAACAAUGCAUUUCCCUUAAGACUCGUCUUGAGGAAAUGGCCCGCGAGUUGGAUCACAUCAUUCUGUCGCCGAUGCCGCGCGAUCUGGAUUCGCUAGAACACGCGGUCCAGAUUCUGGAUGACUACAAACGUCGCCUCGGUCUUUUAGAGCCGGACCUGAAGCAUCUGCAGGAAACAUUCCGAACAAUCGCUCUCAAGACCCCUGCACUCAAGAAGAGUCUGGACAAUUUACUGGAACUGUGGAAGGAGCUCAACACCCAGGCCGGUUUGCACGGCGAUCGGCUCAAACUGCUCGAGGGUGCCCUGGCCGGUCUAGAGGACAAUGAGCAGGUUAUUUCCGACUUGGAGGGCAAACUGUCGCGACAGCUGGAACUGCCUUCCUCCCAGGAGGGACUGUACGAAGUAUUCAAAAAACUGACUACCAUCCAGGAAACGAUUUCAGCCCAGCAACCCGAAAUGGACAAAAUGAACGAUUCCGCCGAUCAGCUGGGACGUAUGGGUGUACCGACGAAGGUCCUUGGUGAUUUGAAACGGCUACAUUCCAAUGUGGAACGUUUAAACUCACGUUGGAACAACCUGUGCGGGCAGCUGGCUGAGAGAUUGAGAAGCGUGGAAUCGGCCAUCGGACUGAUGAAAAAUUUGCAAACGAGCAUCGUCGUUGAGGAAAUGUGGGUUGAGAAGCAGACCGAGAAGCUACAAGCGCUGCCAACUGUUACUUCUGCCAGGGAGCUGGAUACUAUGCUGGGCGAGGCCAUGGAGCGUUCGCCGAAGAUCGAACAGGUUAAUCUCACCGGCGGCCGCUUAAUCCGAGAAGCCAAGAUCUACGAUGGCAAGUGUCUACACUACAUCGACUGGUUGGUGGAGAUACGGCCGAGUUUUUCGCCACCCCGGCAGGACCUGAGGCCACCGGACACCGACCCGGGCGCUACCGAGGUGUACUCGAAGCGGCUUGACACGUUGAACGGCCGGUACGAGUCGCUGAUCGAGCAACUGACCAAGCGGCUCAAAACAGCGAUCGAAGUGAAUGGCGCGGACGGAUUGCGCUUCGCCGAAAGUCUUCAAAAGCCGCUUCGGACAUAUCGGGUGGAGUUCAAUCUCGGCCGUCCGGUAAGCAGCAACUCAAACUACAACAAUGGAACAGACGGUCUCCAGGAAGUCAGUGAAGACGUCUUUACGAGCACCUAUUCGGCAACGCGGAUCACUAAAAUAACCAACAACAAACUAAACUAUGAUUCCAUGGAUGGCAGUACAGCUGCCGGUAGAGCGGAGAACUCACGUGAAAGUUCCCCCACGAAGAAAGUGAGUAAGGCGGAAAUGCAAUCAGAUGUGCACCACCCGAAUGGGGCAUCGUCAGUUCAAUUUACAGAAAUUCGCAGCUUGAAGCGUAUUUCGCGUACAAAUGAAGCAGUUGGCACAAAUAAUGGAACUGAAAUUGGUGAUACAAUUUUGAACACCCCAGGUAUAGUAGAUCCGGUUAGUGGAAGGAUCUUAACGGUUGGCGAAGCGAUUAAGUUAAGGAUUUUGGACGUGCGAAGUGGUCAGUUAAAUGUGAAUGGAGAACGUUUAAGUCUGAAGGAGGCGGUACGUAGGCAGCUAAUCGAUGCAGAAUUGGUAGACAAUUUACUCAGACCAGGGGCAGCUCUUGAUCGCGAUGGACGUCCGAUGAGUCUGCUGGAGGUAAUACAGAAGGAAAUUCUCGAGGCGGAAAACGGCUACGACAGCACGGAAAAACGAAUCAAGGUAACGACCAGUAAGGAGCCAUACCGCACUGUAAAAAACAAUGAAAAAGAAGCAAAAAGUAUUGUCGAUGCCAUCAAACAAGGUCUGGUCGAUACCAGCGCUGGUCUCUACCGUACUGAAACCGGUGACUUCAUCACCCUAGCCGUUGCCUACGAGUUGGGUUAUUUGAUUCGUAACGAAACAAUCAAGAUUGCACCGCACACACUAUCACUGACCGACGCCAUCGGUCAGGGUCUGGUGGACACUGGUGGUUGGGUGGUUGAUCGUAAUACUGGCGAUAAGUUCCGACUAGAUUCAGCCAUCGCGAAAAAACUUGUUAGCCCCGAUUUGCGGGAAAUCGUGGACACCAAGAAUGACAAUAUGAUCACUGUGACAGAAGCGAUAGAGCAGGGUAUUUUGAAUGCGAAAACUGGUCGCUACAUGAAUCCGCUAACGAAAGAAAAGCUCACCUUCGCCGAAGCACGUAAUAGACAGCUCAUUCAUAAACCGAUGACUAUGAAAGAUGUUUGUGAUUUAAAUUUGUUUGACAAGACGGAUAAAAUUGCGUCUCCUACAAGACGCGAACGGGUUAAUAUUCCAGGUGCUAUUAGUUUAGGGGUUUUAGAUAGCGAUAUCAUUAAGUGUGUAUAUAAAACUAAGGGAAAUUUGUUAACACUCAAGGAAGCUCUCGAGCAGGAAAUCAUACUGCCUUUCGAGAAUCGUUACCGCCAUAUGGAAACCACUGAACUGAUGACCAUUCCUGAAGCGGUUGAUCGAGGUUUCAUUUCGUCGGUUUCAAUCAAAUCCAUUUUCAACAUUUGCGGCUUCAAAGAUCCACAUUCCGGCGAAUUUGUUUCCCUCAACACUGCUUUGGCGAAAAAUAUAGUUCGAAAGAAAGACGGACACUUUCUGCUAGAUACAGGUAAAGGGGUUCUCAUUGAUCUAGACAAAGCCGUUGCUCAGGAAUUAAUCCGUCCAGAAGUAUAUGAAAUGCUCAACCGAAAAUGUGGCGUUCUCUAUAAAGGAGGGCACGAGCUGUCUCUUUUCGAACUAGUGUACCAUGAGCUGAUCGAUACAAAGACAGGUUUUUUGCUAGAACCAGAUACUGGCUCAGUUCUUCCGUUGGAGCCGGCUAUUGAACGUAAAUUCAUUACCCCAGAGGGUGCCUUGCUGUUAAUCAGCCUACUGAACAUAACACUCACAACAGAAACCGUUGUGAAAACAAUAAAACGUUAUGUUACAAUCACGCACACUGGUGAGCAGGUUGAAGAACAACCGGAUAUUCUGCUGUCCUUCACGGAAGCAGUACGCCGGGGUUUGAUCGAUGAGAAUACUCGUACUUAUCGAGACCCUGUCACUGGCAACGUCUACUCCGUACAGCAAGCUUUAAACCAUGGCCUUAUCUUGCCUGAUACGGAAGCCAUUCCGUUGCAGGAAGUUGGUAGUGCAGUUCCUAACAUAAUUACCAAACCUUCAUCCAUUCCACUAGAAUUUGAAACCCGCGUUGUCAAUAGCGGCAUAUCUAAAAACAUAAGCAUCACAACCGAGUUCUUGGACAGGGAACGCAAGCAAACUCAGUCAUACGAAGUUCCACCGGAAGGUUGGCUUCUAGCGGAAGCUAUUUCUAAAAAGUUGUUUGAUCCGGUUGCUGGUCUUUUUAUCAUUCCCGGCACCGAUCGUCUUGUUAGCUUUGAAGAAUGUAUAAAAUUAAAAAUUAUUAAUCAAGAGUCUGCUCUUGUAGUUGAUCCUAAUAGUGUACAACGCAAGAUUACUCUAGAACGCGCACUUGAGAAAAAGGUUCUUGAUACUACCGGCCACUAUGCAAUAGUGGACAAUAACAAUAUCACUAUGCGAGAAGCUAUCGAUCGUAAUUUAGUGAUGUUCGAACACACUGUUGAUAUUCCCGUAGACAGCAAAGUGAAUCGUAUCAUCCAAAUAACUAAACUCCCCGGAGAACCAGAUCGAAUUGAAGUUGCCAAUGGUAGUAAUCAGACGAUAAAUGUUAGGGGAAUGCAAACGCCAGAAAUGCUUAGUCCUGAACCAUUGCAACUUGCACCGGGUAUUAUUUACGAUCCUUCUACGGCUCUUGUCAUAUUCACUGACAGCGGUAAAUCGACUAGCAUCGUGCAUGCUGUUGCUAGUGGUAAAAUAGAAUCAAACAUAGUGAAGAUCAAUGAUCCCAAUACCGGCGAACUUAUAAGCAUUCCACAAGCAUUGGAACGUGGUGUUCUUGAUCGUCAAACUGGUGAAAUCAAACACCGCUCUGGUAAGCAAAUAGGACUUAUUGAAGCCGCUCAUACUGGAGCACUCGUGGUUUGUGGAGCACCUUUGGUUGCUGCAGCAGGAGCUCUUGAUUUGCUAAAGACAAUCAUUGAUCCAUCUACCGGUCAUGAGAUACCGAUUGAAGUAGCUUACGAACGGGGUUUAAUUACCAAAAGUCAACUUCCCAGUCCUGAACGAGCUGCUCUGAAGAAGAAAAUAAGUGUCGAAGAAAGUAGCAGGCGAUCUUCGGAAAGUUUUGUUGUUACAGUGGCGGAUCAUUCUAAGCAGUACACGAAAGAUCCGGUCGUGCUACAGAGGAUGCGAAAAUGUGUAUUGCGACCCAAGGAUGCUGCGGAACGAGGUAUUCUUGAUCAAGAAACGGCCAAUCUACUGGAGGAUCCGAAUCUCUUCGAAGGGACACAAACGCUAUAUCGGCUCAUAGCUAUAGGACGUGUGGAUGGCAACCGCGGCCAAAUUAUUGAUCCUCAAAGAGGCCAUACACUGACAAUAAACGAGGCGAUUCAGCGUGGUAUUCUCGAUCAUCACGGAAGCAAUAACAUUUUUAUUCCACUGGCCAGGUCUCUAGCUAUCCCGGAACUUGUAAGCCAAGGAUUACUCAAUACUGAGGACUCCAAAAUUUAUCACCCUGAGUCAGGGCGCCUGCUGACACUAAGGGAGGCCAUAAUUUGUGAUAUUGUAGAUCCUCUGACUGAAAUUUUGAUAGAUGACAAACAAAAGGUUUCCUUGGAACAAGCCAUCAAAUCCAGUAUUGUCGACGAAGAUCAGUGCACAAUCAACAAUGCCAAACUUGUGGAUGUGAUCAAUCAGAAUGUCUUCAUAAUGCCAAACUAUUCCAGUCAACUUCCUCCGGCGGGUAUGACUCUUCCGGUGAUCGUGAAAAGACAUCUGCUGGACGUCGAUCGCAAAGAAAUUAUUCACCCGAUUUCACAAGAUCGUAUGAAUUUUAACGAAGCCAUUAAAAACGAUUUUGUCAUGGCAGUUCCUUACACUCCACAUCCUGACGCUACAGAUAUCGAGGCAGCUCUCGAUAAAAAGUUGAUCAACACAGAUAAUGAAUCGUUCAAAAUCCCAACAACUUCGGAAGAAAUUCCUUUGCAAGAAGCUAUCGAAACCGGUCUCUUGGAGGUUAAACCGUUGCCGGAACUAGUUCAAGGAAUACAAGCCAACAAAGCGAUUACCUCAGUGACGGAGUCGAUCUCUUCCUACCACACGAUUACAACCAAAACGGUAGAAAUACAGUCCGGUUACUCUCUGAUUUCGGCAACUGAGGUUCAAGAUAUAACAACUGGUGAGAUCAUGUCCGUCGACGAAGCUCGCCAGAAAGGAAUCAUAAGUGAUGAAAAUCGUACGAAAGAGCAGGUACUGAACGAGGAAGUAAAUAUAAAUUUCACCAACGCACUGCAGAGGGGGUUACUGGAUGUAACGAAAGGUACGUUCAGACAUCCGGACAGUGGUGAUGUGAUGUCUAUUUCCGAUGCCGUUGAUCGCGGGUACAUUGCUAGUAAGGCCGUUAGUGACGAUUUACUGCAUCGGUCGCCAGAAAUGGUUCACAAAGUGAUCACUGAGGUUGACGUAAUACCAGAGCAGACGACUGGAAACAUAAAACAUGAGAUUGUGCAUAACAUUAUUAGAGAAAGUGACGUCCCCCCAAGCAGUGGAAGAAUGACGGAGGUGACAUUACAAAAUGAUGCAAAAACCUCGAGUGAAAAUAAACUGGGCGAGAACAUCAAAAAUACUGCCAAACUUGGUCUAAUGGCUGUGGUUGGAGCCCCAGUUCUGGGUGGAAUGGCAAUAGCUGGUGCUCUUAAAAAAGUGUUUGAAAAGAAGGAAAGUGAAAAAACGGAGUCGGUAGUCGUGCAUUCUUCUCAUAGUUCAAUAGUAGAGACAACGUGUGAUAAUGUUAACUCAACGACACUGGAGGUAGUAACAAACAUCAUUGAUAAGCCGAUGCCCAUUGCUGCAUCGUUGACUACGACUAAGGAAACAAACGAAGAACUAGUUCAUGGUAAUCUUAGUACAUCUAUAGAAUCCUCUAAAAUUGAAAUUCAGAAUGUGGUUGCUGAGGAUGUUCAAAUUGCAGAUUCGAACGAAAAUGCUGACAAAAAGCACGAGAUUGAAUUGGGAAAAUAUGGUGAAACCCUUCCUGAUUAUAGUGUAAAACUUGAUGAAAAAGGUAAUAUAGAAAAGCCAAUAAGUGAAUUUAUAUCCGACGUAAUAAACGAUCCUAAAAAAGAAAUGACAGAGGAAAUAAACGUUCAACAAGGCACUGAUGAGGUAAUUCAGAUUACUUGCGACGUAAAAAAUGAACCUAACAAAGUAGGUAGUCAAUUUUCCGAUGAACAGCGUUGUGUUUCAGAAAUAGAAGAUCACUUGAUUUCGGAUCACAGUUCCAAACAUGGCGAAAAAACUCAGACAGAAACAUCCAUAAGUCAAGUUAUACCUGAUGAAAAAAAAGUUUCUGAAAAAGAUAUGACAAAGAAAAUAAUGCUUGAUAAAGGCCCUGAUGAAAGGCGUCAAUUGCUUCAUGAACAAUGCGUUGUUUCGAAUACAGAAGUUCCGUCUACUGUUGAUGAUGUUUUGUCCGUAAAGGAACAAACAUCUGUUGUGAACACUGCUGAAACAAUAAAAACAAUCGAAAAGAAAACAAGCAUAUUUGCCGAAGAGCACAUCUCUCCAAAAACUGAAAACAAUAGAAAGGAAAUGGAGCGGAUAGCAACGAACCAUAAUGCAGGAAGUGCAGUUAUUUUGGAAUCUAUUCCGGCGAUUGUGGAUACUACAAAACACACUGAAGAACACGACUCGCGAUUAUUGCAUACAGUAGCAACGGAAAACGAUGAGAUUAUGUCUGAAUUCUCAGUGCCAAAACCUGAAAAUCAAGUAACAGAACAGAAUACACAAGAACUACCUCCAACUGAAAUUGAUUCGGAGAAAUCUAGAACACUGGAUAUUAUUGACGAGACAAGUCACCCUGAUAAUAUCUAUUCUCAUAAAGAUCCGGAACUGGUUCAGCAGGUGAAGCCCGUCGACGAAACGAAUGUUUCAUUUGAUCAUGCUGCUACGGAAUCUACCGAUGUUAGUGAAAAUGCUGCUAAACAAGAUACGUUGGCCGUGAAUCGUCCACAUGAUCUUCCGAUUUUAAUAAACCAAACGGAACAUUCAACUACUACUACUCCAGCGAACAAUAAAGCUCCUGAUGAACAUGAAAAACUGAUACCCCUUCAAUAUCCGCACAAAACGUCAGCAGAUAAGGAUUCCGCGAUAAAUGAAACAGGUAAGAAAGUACUCGAUGCAGCAAAACUUGGUCUUAUGGCCAUAGUCGGAGCUCCGAUACUCGCUGGUAAAGCAGUAGUCGAUGCUUUGAAGAACGAUACUUCUAAACAAGCGGAAACCAAUGAAUCGAAACCGAACGUAAUUGAUGCUACAGUAGCUUUCCUAGAACAGGAACGAUCUCCGGGCGAUGCUCGCCGUGAGUUUGAAGAACUACAACAAGCUAUAGGAGGAAUAAUAGAGGCAGAAGAUACCGACGGCAAGUUGAAAACUCCCGAAAAACAUGUCACUUUUGAGAUUGUUGAGCAAACACUUGAAAGACAGAGAUUGGAUAGAAACUACGAGCGAAUGCCUCUUGGUGAAGCAGUAUCUCAAGGUAAAAUUAUUCCAAAGGUAUGUCGUGUUAUGGUUGACGAAAAGGAAAUGCCUUAUACGGUAGAAGAAGGACUAAACGAUCAAAACAUACGAAUUUACGACAUCGUAGACGUUAUUUCGAAAGAGCUGAUUUCUUUCGUUGAUGGAGAACCGGACGGUCUCGUCAUUGACGAGACCUUAACGAAACAAAAAUUGAUUGAUUUGGGAGUACUUGACCCUGAAACUGGAAGUUUCAUCUCGCCCAACAACGGUGAUUUCAUCUCAUUCUAUGACCUCAUUUGCAGUUCAGGUCUGGUUGAUCCGAAUACAGUGUACGUGAAAGAUUUGGGUAAAAAUAAGUACGAACAGCUGGACAUUGCUCUCCAGAAACACUUGAUUGACAAACAUACAGGGCAUAUGCUAGAUAAUAAAACCGGUAAGAAGGUAAAAUUCAUUGAAUGUUGCAAACGUGCCUGGAUUAUUCAGCGUGAGCCAUCCAGUGAGAAUCUCGAUCAAUCUCCAACGUUGACUGAAGUGUUGGACGCUGGCCAGUUCAACCCUCAGACAGGGGAAUUGGUUCAGGACAAUCAAAGUGUUCCGAUCGCCGAGGCUCUACGAGCUGGAUUCAUUGCCAACGAUUCCGUUUCAGUGCGAGAUCCAACUGAUGGUGAGAUACUUCCACUACGUGUAGCGAUUGAACGAGGAAUCAUUGAUUUGAAGUUGGGAGUGAUCUUCAACAGAGAAACGCAGGAGGAGAUCGACUUGAAUGAAGCAUACAGUCGAGGAUAUAUGCUAGAAGGUAAACGAACGCCGAUAUCUUUGGAAGCGGCUGUUCGCAAAGGGCUGUACAAUCCAGAAUCUGGAUUGAUUUUAGACACGAUCACCGAAGAAAUGGUCGAUGUGCAACAGUCGGUCGAUAAGGGUAUCGUUGAUCCGAAGAUCUCCAACGUUAAAGACUCUAGAUGCAAUGUGUUAGUACCACUACAAGCCGCUCUCGAUACCAAACUCCUUGAUACAGAAUCUGGAAAAUUAAAGGACACUGUUACGGAUGAAAUGGUUUCGUUGGAUGUGGCACUUGAAAAGCAGCUGAUGGACACUAAAAAGAUUACCCACAGUCUGAUAGAUGUACUGAAUAAAGAGUUCUACAAUCCUAAAUCUGGUAGAAUUCUUAAUCCAGGAAACGGCGAGGAAAAUAUUUUGAAGCAUGCGAUUGAUGCGCAGCUGGUUGAAAUCGAAAGUGUAUUAAUUAGAGAUGAGCAAAAAGAUACGGUUAUAAAAUGUGGAGAAGCUAUCCAGUCAGGUUUGUUGGAUGACAUACGAGGAGUUUUGACAAAACCGGAAUUGACACUCGAUCGUGCCUAUCAGAAAGGAUACAUUCUAAGCAACAAGAAACCUAUAUCAUUACCGGACGCUUUACUCAGAGGUUUCUAUGAUCCAGCCAGUGGAAUGUUUAGAAUUGAUGGAGCUUCAGGCAUUACACUGCAGAAAGCGAUCGAUAAUGGAGAAAUUUCUACUUCUGAUUUGAUCGUACGCGAUCCCAAAUGUCGAGGCGUCGUUAGUCUUGCGGAUGCUAUCCGAUCAGGCCUAGUAGAAUCCGUUUCGGGAAUUGUUAUUGACUCCGGUUCUGGACUUAGUAUGGGUAUGUUGGAUGCUCUCGAUCGUGGUAUCAUUGUGAUGGCAAAACGAAGAUGCAGUCUGCCAGAUGCCGUUUUUCGAGGAUUGUAUGAUCCCAAAUCUGGUCAGUUUAGUAGUACGACAACUCCAGAAAAAAUGUCUACGGAGCGUGCAAUCCGACGGGGUAUGCUAGACCCAGAAUCUACGAUUGUGAAUGUGGCUGGUAAGAUUUUACCGUUUGAGCUUGCUAUUGAAAACGGAACUGUUGACAUUAGGCGGGGUACAAUCAAGGAUGAAGUAGGCAAUAAAAUUGAUUUUCGAGAAGCAUUUGAUCGCGGGUUGCUCGUUGAAGUUAGGAAACCGAUCAGUUUGAAUGAAGCUGUUUUGAAGGGUAUCUAUCGGGAAAGCAGUGGCUUAUUCAUGGAUCCUAAGACUGGGCGUAAAAUGACACUUUCGCAAGCGAUUGCUGAGAAGGUCAUUGAUCCGCGUUCUGUCCAGAUCAAAGAUUCUGCAACUGGAUUUUACAAAGAUCUUAAUCUAAUAGACGCGAUCGAGACUGAUCUGAUCAACGGAGAAAACUCCAACGUUCAACAUGGCAAUGAUAAAAUCACUUUGAAACAUGCCUUCGAUAUAGGAUUGCUGUAUGAUGUCAAUGGCCCCAUUAGUUUGCAACGAGCCAUCCAUCAGGGUAUCUACCACGAUCAGAGUGGCAAGAUCGAAGAUUCGAUAUCCGGGCGUAAAAUUACUUUGCAUGAAGCUAUGAGGAAGUUCAUUAUCAAUCCACAACUUCCUUGUUACUUCAACGAAAAGGAUGAGGUUAUGCUUAAUUUAUUUGAAACAUGCCGUGCCAAAUUGAUUGAUCGUCGGGAAGGGGUGUUCAAGGAGCCAGGAAGUGAAGUGUUCAUCCCACUGAACGAAGCUUUGGCUUUGGGGCUCAUCGUAGAUAUUGAAAGUGCCGGUUUCGGACUUUACGAAACUCUGGCAAUGGGUUUCUAUGAUACAAAGAGUGGAAAAAUAAUUCAUCCUAGCACAAGCCGAAAUAUUACACUUGAACAAGCCUGCCGUGAAGAUAUAGUGAGCCUGUCAUCUUCGAUAGUGAAGAAUACUAUCACCGGAAAGUACAUUCGACUGGACGAGGCAAUCAGGGCUAAAAUUAUUGACGACCGCGAAGGUGUUUAUACUCUUCCUAAGGGGAACAAAAUCGAUUUACAAGAAGCUAGACGAAAGGGAUUGAUAGUAACUAAUCAGAAGUUGUUAUCAUUGGAGAAGGCCAUUAAGCUACAAUUGUAUCGUCAAGAUGCUGGUACCUUUGUGGAGCCUAUUUCCGGUGAACAAGUGAAUCUGCAGGAAGCACUAGAUAGUGGAUUGUUGGACUUUGAAACCACAGUUUACAAAGAUGCGGUUACGGGACAGGACAAACCACUGCGAACAGCGAUCGCAGAUCGGGAUAUAGAUGUAGAGAAGGGUAAGGUCGUUGAUCGAAAAUCAGAUAGAACUUAUAACUUUGACACAGCACUGAAUAAGGGAUUGUUAGUGACUGUUCAGAAACCAAUCACUGGGAGAAUUCUCGAGCGAAAGGAGAGCAUAGAUAAUUUAUUGCAAGAGUCACCGAUUGGUAAGAGUCCGCGAGAAAUGAGCUUGAAAGAUGCACUGAGGUAUGAUAUAUUGUCUGUUGAUAAAUCGGUAAUCAAACAUCCAAAGAGUCGAGUGUUUAUCCCACUAAAACUAGCGUUACAAGAAAAGUUGAUUUUAGAUGAAAGUCGUGCUACAAUUGAUCCGAAGCAGUCAUUCUUUGUGUUCGACGGUGAUCUAAUCGUGUACGCAAGAGAACCAUUGACGUUCGAUAAAGCGGUUGAAUCUAGUCUUCUCGAUCUAUUGACUGGUAAAUUUUUGUACAAAUCUGCAACGAUUGUUGGUGGUGGUACAACCGACGGUGAUGUUGUUGAGCUGUUGAGCCUGAAAGACGCCAUCGGUCAAGGUUUCAUCGAUCCAGAGUCAGUUCUAUUGAAAGAUGGAGCAAAAAAGAAGUUCCUUCCUUUACCAGAAGCGUUCCGUAAAGGUCUGAUUGAUGCUGACAAAUCUAAUGUACUAGAUACCAACACGUCCAAGCUGACAUCUUUGCAGCAGGCAGUAGACACUGGUCUCUUGAUUACUCCGAAGCGUGCUAUUUGUCUAAUGGAAGCUCUUAACUACCACAUGUACAAUGGUGAGAGUGGUACUUUCGAGGACCCGUUCCAACCUAACCAACACAAAACCCUUAACGAAACCAUUCAAUCCGGUUUAAUUGAUCCAACAACAACAAUGGUGCGUGACAUUGGUAACAAUAGUGUAAUAGUGCCGUUGCUAACUGCCAUCGGCAACGGUCUGAUCAAUCCGAUCGACGGACAUUUUAAUAUCGAAAGUGAACAGACUAAAAUUGAUCUCGUGAAAGCGCGUGACCGAGGAUAUCUCAUGUUAGCAGAGCAACGGCAAGCGGUAGUCGAAAAGUUUGCUCUGUGCGAAGAUCAUCUCUCCAAGUUAUUGGAGUGGAUAACCAAAGUCGAGCAGGACAUCGCUUCCGUCGGUGGACCUAAGGAGCGCGUGGAUGAUCUCAGAAAUCAGAUCAACUCGCUUAAGCAAAUCAAGGAUGACAUCGACGUUCAGUCUCGUCCUGUUGCUUCGUGUCUGGAGCAAGUACGCCAACUAGUGCUCACUGGUGGCGAGGUGCUUAGUGCCCCGGAGGUUGCCGCACUAGAAAGUUCUGGUCGCGAGCUGCGUUCCCGCGUAGACAAAGCGCAGGACCGUACUGGUAAGCUGCUGCGUCGAUUGGGAGGCGCCCGUGACGAGCUAGGAAAACUUCGAUCCGAGCUUGAUACCUUCUCAACCUGGCUGCAGACAUCCCGUCGGACGCUUGAAGACAAGGAGAACACUUUGUCCGAUUUGACUCGACUUUCGUCACAAUCCGAGUCGGUAAAGGAAUUCCACGGGGAUGUCAUCGCUCAUCAGGCCGAUCUUCGUUUCAUCACCAUGUCUGCGCAAAAGUUUGUCGACGAAUGCAAAGAUUACUUGACCGUGUUGAACGAUUUCCGCACAACGUUACCGGAGCGUCUACCACACAUUGAACAGAUAUCCAGUUCGGAUAGUCCAAUCAGACAAGAGGUUUCACUAGUUACCGCUCAAUACCGCGAUCUGUUGAACCGUGCCAAUACUUUACUGGACCGUCUUGCAGGAUUGGGAGGUCGCCAACGUGACUAUCAAGAAACUUUGGAAAAAGCCCGCUCGUGGUUGCGUGACGUGCAACCUCGUGUGUCAACGGUGUUGUCCGAUCCAAUCGCUGCCGAUCCACAAUCCGUACAAGAUCAAAUGAAUCAAACCAAAUCCCUGCAAAACGAAUUUCUAUCCCAGGGAAGACUUAUUGAUAAUGUUCAACAUAGUCUGGAUGCGUUACUGAAAUCACUGGCAGGACGACUCAGUCCGUCUGAAGUAUCUGCCCUUGAAAUUCCAGUGGAAGAUGUGAAAGACAAGUACAAUCAACUGCUGGAAGCGUUAGGAGAUCGCUCGAAACUUUUGGAUACAGCUCUGGUACAAUCUCAAGGGGUCCAGGAUGCUCUCGACGGUUUAUCGGGAUGGAUUAAUCAAUCUGAGGAUAAGUUUAAACUACAAAAUCGACCAGCAUCUCUGAUCAAGGAACGUUUGAACGAACAGGUUCGAGAGCACCGUGGACUUUUAAACGACCUGGAGUCUCAUCGCACCAGCUUGGAAAGUGUUACCUUAUCUGCACGGGAACUGAUGACCACUGCCUCGAACGCGCGACUGGCUAAGCGAAUCGAAACAAACUUGAGUGAUGUCACGGGAAGGUUUGAGAAGCUACUGGAUAAAGCAUUGAAACGUGGAGAAUUCUUGGAAGAUACGUUGGCACAAUUAAACAAGUUUAAUGAGGAUGCAUCCAUCCUAGAACAAGAAUUGUCGAAUCUUCAAGAAGCAUUGGAAGGUAGGGAACUGACAACGCUACCUGCAGAAACUCUCACUCAGCGUAUGAUUGACCUCACUAAAAACAAGGAGCAUCUACGUCCGCUGUAUGAGAAUUGUGUUAAACUAGGAAAGGAUCUUAUUUCUAAGCGUGACGUGACUGAUACUGGCGUAGUUAGAGAUCGCGUAAAAGCUCUCGAAAACGCCUGGAAAAACUUGGAAGUAUCUUUGGAGGAGAAGCUUAAACUUUCCAAACAGAAAGCAGAACAAUUGAACGCUUACGAAGAUGUGAAGGAUCAUGUACUUGUCUGGCUAUCUAGCAUUGAAACCAGAACAAAUAAUCUGGCUCCUGUUGCCGUUGAUGUUGAAACGAUAAAGUAUCAGCUCGAAGAAGUUAAACCUCUGAUCAAGGAACAUCGUGACUACGCCGUAACUAUCGACAAGGUAAACGAUUUAGGUGCUCAAUACGAUGCAUUAAUUCGUCCCGACAGCCCCACGCGGAAGCGUUCGGCAUACAGUCCCAUUAAACGAUCAACCGUUAGUCCAAUGCGUAGGCUUUCAGGAGAAGCACGAUCACCUAGUCCAACUAAGGGAUUGGCGGUAGGGCAAAGUCCAACCGUGUCCCCGCUGUCUCCCGGUGGAUCGAGCGGAUUUGGUAGUCGGCGAUCAUCGCAAGAUGGUUUCCAGCUAACCGAUCUGACACCGAUCCAGCAGCAACUGACAGAGAUCAACAAUCGGUACAGUUUGGUCGGAGCGCGCCUUAAUGACCGUCAGAAUGAACUGGACUCGGUACGUGAUGAGGUGCGUAAGCACCAGGAAAGUUUGAAAACAUUAGCCAGCUUCUUAGACAAAAUUCAACGACAGGUGCCCAAGGAUGUCAUCAGUAAUAAGGAUGAGGCCGAACGUUGCAACAAGCAGGCCCGAAAGGUUCUAGAAGAAAUGUAUGAAAAGCAGAGUUUAUUGGACUCUACCAAAGCACAAGUAAAAGAUAUACUGAAGCGCAAACCAGAUGUACAGGGAUCUGAUCGACUCCGUUCUGAAUUGGAUUCCGUUGUCGAUCGUUGGAAGAAUCUGCAUGACCUGUGCAAAGAUCGCAUUAACUUUUCCGAACAAUUACGUGAUUUUCUUGAUACUCAUGACAAUCUGAACGGUUGGCUUGCAGCAAAAGAACGUAUGCUGACAGUACUUGGACCGAUUUCUUCUGAUCCACGAAUGGUACAAAGUCAAGUCCAGCAGGUUCAAGUGCUUCGUGAGGAAUUCAGAGGACAACAGCCUCAGUUGAAUCAUUUGCAAGAAGUUGGCAAUGUUGUACUAGAGUACUUACGGGAUUCUUCAGUCGAAUCUCAAUCGGUAUCGACUAAACUGAAGAAUGUUCAGCGUAAAUGGGACGAUCUAGUAAGUCGAUUGGAUGAACGCGCACAAAGUUUGGGAGCAGCUGCUGAUACUUCGAAAGAAUUCGAUGCAGGACUUAAUCGUCUACGCGAAGCUCUUCAAAAUAUUAGCGACAACCUUGACGCUCUUCCAACUGAUCGAGAUCAUCAGGAAACUUUGCGCAAAAUCGAAAACUUGGAACGACAACUUGAAGGACAGCGGCCUUUGUUGGCCGACUCGGAAGCCGCUGGUGAAGCACUGUGUCGGGUUCUCAGCGACCCGGCAUCGCGAGCCGAUGUCAACGCACGUGUUGUCGCCGUUGGCAAGCAGUAUCAAAAUCUACAGAAGAAACUUGAUCAUAGAAAGGCCGAAACUGAUUCUGCUCUGCGAGAUGGACGCCAAUUUGCUGAAACUUGUGCGCGUACUUUGGGCUGGUUGUCUGGAGAGCUAGGUAAUUUGACAGAUCGCUUGCUAGUUUCUGCCCAUCGCCCAACACUGCAACACCAAAUUGAUACUCAUGAACCGGUAUACCGAGAAGUGAUGAGCCGCGAACAUGAAGUGAUCAUGUUGUUGAAUAAGGGCCGUGAGCUUCAAGAGAAACCUGGGCAAAGUCCCGAUCGCACCGUGCAGCGUGAUUUGGAGAAGAUUUCACAGCAAUGGGAACGCUUGAGAAACGCCGCCGUGGACCGCCAUUCGCGUCUUCAAACCUGUAUGGAACACUGCAAGAAACAUGGUGCUGCUUCAGAGUCAUUCUUGACCUGGUUACGGGGAGCGGAAGAUAAGCUGUCUUCUUUCAAACCCGGUAUUCUGAAAAAAUCACAGCUUGAUCAGCAGCUUAAAGAACUACAAACCUUCAGAUCAGAUGUGUGGAAGAAAUCUGGCGAGUAUGAAAGUACUCGCGGAUUGGGUGAAUCGUUCAUAGGGGCUUGUGAUAUUGACAAGGAACCUAUCAAGGCAGAACUUCAAGACACGAAAGAUCGCUGGGAACGUCUGAAUAAUGAGUUGUUGGUGCGUGCUCAAACAUUGGAAUCUUGUGCCAAACGAUUGGGAGAUUUCAACGACGAGUUACGUGAUCUCGAUCAUGCCGUUAGCCGUUGCGAAGAUCGCCUUGCCGCUCACGACGCUCUAGGCGGUGCCGCGAAAGAUCCCAAGCUAUUGGAUCGGGUAAAGACAAUUAAAGAUGAUGCCACUGCAUUGAAAAAACCACUUCAAGCCGUGCGUAAGUCGGCUGGGGACAUCGCAGUCGAGGCUCGUGCGGCCGGCGGAGAUGCCGAUCAUUUGAAAACCGAAGUCGAUGGUAUUGCGGAUCGCAUCGAAGAUCUACAUGCUCGGUUGGAUGAUCGUUGUGGAGAAUUGCAAUCGGCUGCUACUGCUGUUUCACAGUUCAAUGAUGCCGUCAAAUCACUUGGUAUUGAUUUGAAUGAUCUGGAAAAUCAAAUCGAUUCUUUGACUCCACCAGCACGCGAGAUCAAAACGGUUAUCAACCAGUUGGAUGAAGUUGCUUCCAUUCUAAGUAAGAUUGAUCGUACUGCGAGUCAAGUUGUCGCUGUGGAGCGCGCUGGAGAACUGCUAGUGGACUCUGGUUUCGCUACAGAUACUGUUGCUACCCGAGAUCAAAUUGGAGCGGUAAGAAAACAGCUGAGCAAGCUAGAGAACCGCACACGGGAUCAUGACGAUGCCCUGCAGAAGGCUUUGAAGGCUUUACAGAAGUUCUAUGACAUUCACCAGAUUACACUGGAUAAUUUGAAUGAAGUGGCUGAUCAGGUGAAAAAGCUGAAACCGGUUAGUUCGGAGUUGGAACAGAUUCGACAUCAACAGGAAGAUUUCCGUCGUUUUAAACAGCGGUAUGUGGAACCGUUAGUAGUGAAUAUUGAUGAAGUUAAUCGAACUGGUCAGGAUCUAAUACGAUCAGCUCAGGGUGGUGUUCCGACGGGAGUCUUGGAAAAGGACCUUGAAAAAAUAAACGACAAAUGGAAUGAUUUGAAGGAAAGGACGAAUGAGCGUGAUCGUCGGCUGGAUGUGGGUUUGCUGCAGUCGGGAAAAUUCCAGGAAGCUUUGGAUGGUUUAUCUAAGUGGCUGAAGGAUACCGAAGAAAUGGUGGCAAAUCAAAAACCACCAAGCGCCGACUACAAGGUGGUAAAGGCCCAACUUCAAGAGCAGAAGUUCCUGACGAAGAUGCUGAUGGAUCGCCAGAAUUCAAUGUCUUCCUUAUUCCAGUUGGGUCAGGAAGUUGCUGCAGGUUGUGAACCAUCCGAAAAGGUAGCUAUAGAACGCCAACUAAAGGAACUGAUGGGUCGUUUUGAUGCGUUGACCGAUGCCGCGCAGACCCGUACUUUGGAUUUGGAACAGGCGAUGCACGUUGCUAAACAAUUCCAGGAUCAGCUUAACCCGCUUACGAAAUGGUUAGAUGGUGCUGAAAGAGCUGUCAAAGCAAUGGAACUGGUUCCAACAGACGAGGAGAAAAUUCAGCAACGCAUACUUGAACACGAGCGACUACAUGACGAGAUUCUUUCCAAGCAACCUGAGUUUAGUGAGUUGGCCGAUAUUGCGGGUCAGUUGAUGGAAUUGGUUGGUGACGAUGAAGGUGUGGUACUCAGUGAAAAGGUCAAGAACACUACUGAUCGAUAUACUGAUUUGGUGCAGGCUAGUGAAAAUAUUGGACAAAUUUUGAGUGAUUCGCGGCAGGGUCUUCGUCACCUGGUGCUGACAUAUCAGGAUCUGGUCUCAUGGAUGGAAAACAUGGAGAAUCGACUACAACGAUUCCGUAUUAUCCCGGUGCACACUGAGAAACUUUUGGAACAAAUGGAUGUUCUUGUUGAGUUGAAUGAAGAUAUUGCUAGUCGUUCACCGAAUGUGGAAUCCACUGUUGAAGCAGGGUCUGAGUUAAUGAAGCACAUUUCUUCGGAUGAAGCUCUUCAGUUGAAGGAUAAACUUGAUUCACUGCAACGUCGGUAUGGAGAACUAACGACCAAGGGUGGCGAUCUCUUAAAACGCGCACAAGAUGCCUUACCUCUGGUACAACAGUUUCAUCAGUCUCACAUUCGAUUGGUCGACUGGAUGCAGGCGGCAGAAUCUACCUUGGCUACUGGGGAUUCGAAUGAAAUUGAUAUCGUGCGCUUAGAAGGCGACUUGUCGGAAAUGCGACCAGUUCUGGAAGCUGUUAACUCUAUCGGUCCUCAAUUGUGUCAAAUUUCACCUGGAGAGGGAGCAUCUACUAUUGAAGGAAUCGUCACUCGUGACAACCGACGUUUCGAAGCAAUCGUGGAGCAAAUUCAAAGGAAAGCAGAACGGUUGCAUCUGAGUAAACAGCGUUCUAAUGAAGUGACAGCCGACAUCGACGAAUUGUUGGAAUGGUUCCGGGAUAUGGAUGCUACUUUGCGCGAUGCUGAACUUCCCGCGAUGACACCCAAAUUGGUGCGAGCUCAACUUCAAGAGCAUCGUUCGAUCAACGAUGAUAUUUCUAGUCAAAAGGGUCGAGUACGUGAUGUCACCUCAUCCGCUAAAAAGGUACUACGAGAGUCCCAGCCGAACAACAACACUAUUGCUCUGCGAGAGAAAUUAGAAGAUCUUAAAGAGGUAGUCGAUACUGUGGCUAGUUUAUGUUCUAAUCGAUUGGCUAUGCUCGAACAAGCGCUUCCUCUCUCGGAACACUUUGCCGACUCGCACAGCGGACUAGUUACCUGGCUAAAUGACAUGGAACAUCAGAUCUCCAUGCUUGCAAUGCCUGCUUUGCGCCUAGAUCAAAUUGCCAUCCAGCAGGAUAAGAACGAACGUUUGACCCAGUCAAUCGCUGAGCACAAACCUCUGUUAGAUAAACUGAACAAAACAGGUGAAGCGCUGAUUGCUUUAGUUGCCGACGAUGACGCCGUCAAAAUCAGUGAGAUUGUCGAAUCAGACAAUGCCCGAUAUGCUGCUCUACGAACUGAACUUCGCGAACGUCAAAAUGCUCUUGAACAAGCUUUGCAAGAAUCUAGUCAGUUCUCUGACAAGCUGGAAGGAAUGCUCCGUGCACUACAAAACACUGCCGAGCAAGCUAAUCAGGCUGACCCAAUUUCCGCUCAUCCACCGAAGAUUCGGGACCAGAUUGAAGAUAACGCUGCACUGAUUGAAGACAUUGACAAACGAGGCGAAGCAUUCGCCGCUGUCAAACGAGCAGCUACUGACGUAAUUUCGAAAGCCAGUAACCAAUCCGAUCCGGCCGUGCGAGACAUUAAAAAGAAACUAGACAAACUGAACAAUCUGUGGAAUGAACUGCAAAAAACGACAUCAAAACGUGGUGCGUCUUUGGAAAAUACUCUAGCGGUGGCUGACAAAUUCUGGAAAGAAAUGCAAGCUGUAAUGGAAACGCUAAAGGAGCUGCAAGAAGCCUUGCAAACUCAGGAGCCACCAGCUGCUCAACCACAGGCCAUCCAAAAACAGCAGGUUGCUCUACAAGAAAUCCGUCAAGAAAUUGAUCAGACCAAGCCAGAGGUUGAACAAGUUCGUCGCACCGGUAGUAAUUUGAUGUCACUAUGUGGUGAGCCGGACAAACCGGAAGUUAAGAAGCACAUCGAAGAUCUGGACCACGCUUGGGAUAACAUCACUGCACUGUACGCAAAACGAGAAGAAAAUCUGAUCGAUGCUAUGGAAAAGGCCAUGGAAUUUCACGAGACGCUGCAGAAUCUGUUGAACUUUUUGGCCAAGGCGGAGGAUCGCUUCCAAAAAUUGGGCCCUCUGGGGUCCGAUAUCGAAGCGGUCAAGAAGCAGAUAGAACAGUUGAAGCACUUCAAGGACGAUGUCGAUCCACAUAUGGUGGAAGUGGAAGCGUUGAACAGAGUAUUGAGCAGGCAAGCAAUCGAUUUGACGGAACGUACCUCAGUUGAACAAGCAAGUGCUAUCCGUGAGCCUCUGAAUGCCGUGAAUCGUCGAUGGGAGAAUCUGUUGCGCGGAAUGGUCGAACGUCAGAAGCAACUGGAACAUGCCUUGCUACACCUAGGUCAAUUUCAACACGCCCUCAACGAAUUACUGGUUUGGAUUAGUAAAACCGACGCCAACCUAGAUGAGCUGAAACCAAUUCCAGGUGACCCACAAUUGCUGGAAGUCGAACUAGCUAAGCUGAAAGUGCUAGCAAAUGAUAUUCAUGCCCAUCAGAGCUCGGUGGAUACGUUGAAUGAUGCCGGUAGGAAGUUGAUCGAAAACGAUCGUGGAUCAUUGGAAGCUUCAACUACACAGGACAAAUUGCAGCAGUUAAACAAACAGUGGAGAAGUUUGCUACAGAAAGCUGCCGAUAGGCAGCAUGAACUGGAAGAAGCACUGCGGGAAGCCCAAGGUUUUACCGCCGAAAUUCAAGAUCUGCUCGGGUGGUUGGGUGAUGUGGAUGCUGUGAUCGGGGCAAGUAAGCCAGUCGGAGGACUACCAGAGACAGCUUCAGAACAGCUGGAACGGUUUAUGGAAGUUUAUAACGAGCUAGAGGAGAACAGACCAAAGGUUGAAACAUUAAUCGCACAAGGGCAAGAGUAUGUGAGGAAGCAAACUCAGCUUCAGGUGUCUGCAAGCAAUUUGCAGCACACGUUAAGAACCUUGAAGCAACGAUGGGAUGCUGUAGUAUCCAGAGCUUCUGACAAGAAGAUUAAGCUGGAAAUUGCUCUAAAAGAAGCUACAGAAUUCCACGAUGCUCUUCAAGCAUUUGUGGAGUGGUUGACUCAAGCGGAGAAGCAGUUGUCAUCAGCAUCGGCAGUUUCGCGAGUUUUGGAAACCAUUCAGCAGCAGAUGGAAGAGCACAAAAUACUGCAAAAAGAUGUAUCUAUUCAUCGUGAAUCGAUGUUAUUGUUGGAUAAGAAGGGUACUCAUCUGAAGUACUUCAGUCAGAAACAGGAUGUUAUUCUAAUCAAGAAUCUACUAGUUUCGGUGCAGCAUCGAUGGGAGCGCGUUGUAGCAAAGGCAGCAGAAAGAACUCGUGCUUUGGAUCAUGGCUACAAAGAGGCGCGUGAGUUCCACGAUGCUUGGGUUCAGUUGAUCACAUGGUUAAAGGAAACCGAAACCACGCUGGAUACGUUGUCUGAAGAAACCAGCAACGAUGCCAUUAAGAUCAAGAAGCACCUUGAAAAACUGCGGGAGAUUCAGCGGAACUUACAAUCGAAGGAGAGUUUCUACGAUAGUACAAUGCGUAAUGGCAAGGGCUUGAUGGAUCGGGCUCCGAAAACUGACGAACCGGUACUUUCGAAGAUGAUGAACGAGCUGAAAGAUUCGUGGAAACGUGUGUGUCAUAAGAGUGUUGAGCGUCAGCGCAAAUUUGAGGAGGCUUUGUUGCUCUCUGGACAAUUCGCCGACGCUCUGCAAGCUCUUCUCGAAUGGUUGCGAAAGGCUAAGACGCGUCUUUCUGAGGAUGGUCCAGUUCAUGGUGAUCUCGACACGGUUACCACUCUUGUUGAUCAUCAUAAGCAAAUGGAGUCUGAUCUGGACAAACGAUCAGCACAAAUGCAAAGCGUCAUGAAAACUGGCAAAGAUUUAGAAAAAUCGGAUGAAACGAGGGAAACCACCAAGCAUUUGAAGGAACUGCAAAAACUGUGGGAAGACGUCCAGGAACUAAGUUCGCGUCGAAAAUCGCGCUUGGAGGUGGCAUUGAAGGAAGCAGAACGUUUGCACAAAUCUGUUCACAUGCUGCUCGAAUGGCUGUCGGAAGCCGAGCAGAAGUUACGCUUCGUCGCCGCUGCUCCAGACGAUGAAACUCAGGCCAACGAUCUGCUGGAUGAGCAUGCAAGAUUCAUGAAGGAACUGCGUGAAAAAGAAUACGACAAAGAAGAAACGCUCGGACUUGCCAACGCCAUCCUAGGCAAGGCUCACCCAGAUGCAGUGCCAAUCAUCAAAAACUGGAUUUCGAUAAUUCAGUCUCGAUGGGACGAAAUUUCCCAAUGGGCUUUGAACCGCCAGAGUAAGCUGGAAGCGCAACUCAAAUCGCUCAAAGAUUUGGAUGAUUCGAUUGAGGAACUCUUAGCUUGGUUGGCCGGACUGGAAGCGACGUUACUGAACCUCGAACAGGAGCCACUGCCGGAUGAAAUUCCACCUCUGGAAGCUCUGAUUGCUGACCACAAAGAGUUCAUGGAGAACACCGCUCGUCGGCAAAGCGAAGUGGAUCGUGCUUGUAAACCGCGUCAACCUCCGCCAGGAUUGAAGGAAACGCGGAAACCAUCACGCGGUGUGCUCAAGACCCCAGUUAGAGGCUCACAACCAGAUUUGCGCGAGCAUUCACCCGACUACGGCACACUAGGAAGAAAGCAAAGUUUCAAAGGAUCGCGAGAUCAAGGGCUUAAUUCACGUCGUACAAGUCGCGUGAGUCCUGGACGUGAGACCCAGACGCCGGAAAGGGAUCGCCUGCCGCACUAUGGUCCUAGAUUUUCACAAAGCAACCAACCGGAGGCGGAACUUCGGUCUCCCCGUGCAAAGCUACUGUGGGACAAGUGGCGCUACGUGUGGAUGCUGGCGUGGGAACGCCAGCGGCGUCUGCACGAUCACUUGCUCUAUCUGCAGGAUCUUGAGCGGGUACGACAGUUCAGCUGGGAGGAAUGGCGUAAACGGUUCCUCAAGUUUAUGAACCACAAAAAAUCUCGCCUGACGGAUCUGUUCCGCAAGAUGGACAAGGACAACAACGGAUUGAUUCCGCGGGAAGUCUUCAUUGAUGGAAUUAUCGGAACGAAGUUCGACACCUCGAAGCUGGAGAUGAACGCCGUCGCCGAUCUUUUCGAUCGCAACGGCGAAGGGCUGAUCGAUUGGCAGGAGUUUAUUGCGGCGCUGCGGCCCGAUUGGCAGGAUCGUAAGCCAGCAAACGAUGCGGACAAGAUUCACGACGAAGUCAAACGACUGGUAAUGCUGUGUACGUGUCGACAAAAGUUCCGAGUAUUCCAGGUUGGCGAAGGCAAAUAUCGGUUUGGAGACUCCCAGAAAUUGCGCCUUGUGCGUAUUCUUAGAAGUACUGUGAUGGUUCGCGUCGGAGGAGGAUGGGUUGCACUUGACGAAUUCUUGGUCAAGAACGAUCCCUGCAGAGUUGCGCUAGUGCUACCGCUUCCCAAUCCAAAUGAUCCGCGCCAGCACGAAGCAUGCUGCCCCCUGUCAAAGGGACGUACCAACAUUGAACUGCGAGAGCAAUUCAUACUGGCCGAUGGUGUUUCGCAAUCGAUGGCUGCGUUUAAACCACGCAUGUCCGGCUCAGCCGGCUCGGGAUCGACUCAUGCGGGCUCGCCCAUCCCGACCCAAGGCCCGAUUGUGAAGGUACGAGAACGAUCGUCGAAAUCAAUUUCGAUGUCACGACCGUCUCGGUCGUCACUGUCGGCAUCGACACCAGAUUCACUCAGUGAUAACGAAAGUAGCAUAGGAACUCCCGGACGUUUCCAGACGCCCAACAGAAAAACUUCAGUGCCAAUAAGAUCUCAAAUGACCCCCGGUGGCUCGAGAACUAACUCUAGGCCUAGCUCAAGACCAGCCAGUCGUGCCGGUUCAAAACCGCCGUCCCGUCACGGAUCGACACUGUCGUUGGACAGCACAGACGAUACCACCCCAUCGAGGAUUCCAACUCGGCGGAUCACUAGUACAACGACUCCGAGACCAUCGCGUCUGUCGGUAGGUUCAACCAGUGGGGCAACCAGAACCACAACAACCACCAAUGGCGUCUCUUCGCGGACGGCGUCAGGAGCAGCAUCGCCAGCACCAACAAGAAACGGUGGCAUGAGUCGAUCAUCAAGCAUACCAACACUAAUAGGACUACCAAAUAGCAGUCAACGUUCUCGGAUACCAGUGAGGCAGGCAUCCAACGUUUCAAACUCAUCUUCAGCAACGGGGAAAACAAGUGGAACAUCAACACCGUCCGGGAUGCAGACCCCCAGACGGACUUCGGUGGAACCGCAGACACCGGGUAGUGCGCGACCAGAUCGAAGCUCCCGGGGGACAACGCCCAUUGAGAAACGAGCCCCGUUUAGACUGUAGGAUGGGUUUUGUAAGCCUCCCAGGAGGACACGCGGAACCCGCUUUCCGAAUUCACCAUUCUCAUGAUGACGAGCGAGCGAAAAGAGAAGAUGCGAACAGAAGCGUGCUAACCACUAACAAAACUUCACAAUAGCUAGCUGUAGCGAAAAUGCCGUGAUUGUAUUUGAUCACGACCGGAAGACAAAAGCUUUUCUAGCAGCGAAAUUCGUCAUCUGUACUAAUCAGUUCAAAGUCUUUUUUGUUUGUUUUCUCUAUUAUGUUAGGAAUCGCUUUUCUUCGUCUAGAAGAAUUAAAACUGCAAUACUAAUCAAGAAUGAUGAUUAGAUGAUUGUGGCGAUGGUUUAAGAAUGUAGGAAAAGUUUGUUAUUUUUUUACUAAAACCAGUGAAAUAGUCCCCUAUAUGAAAGGAACUUACUGUCAGUCAAAAGAACGGAAGGAAACGCUAAAAUGUACAUAUUUUAGGAUAGGAACAGAAUAAAUGCUGUAAAAAAUCGUUUCAAGGAAUGUGAAGGAUAUUUCAAAAACAGUUUGUAGUAAUUGGAUUUUUGAGGACGCGUUCAUUUUACAAGUAAACAAUUAUUAGAUUUUCUUUGCCUGUAAGAUAGGGGACUGAAAUUUGGAAAAAUGCCCAAACUUGAAACGAAACGUUGAUUGAAGGAAACCGCCAGUUUAUUUAGUUAUUGUUUCGUUUUUAAGUUGGGAAGAAAACUUGCGUUGGAGUGUGAAUAUUACCACGUGUUCAACCGAAUGAAUGUUGGAGCGAUUGCGAAGAAUGUUUUUGUUUAUAUUUUUAAUUUCUAUUAGGUUUUACGCGAACCGACAUAACCCAACAAAAUGAGCCGGAUGAACUACGUUUGACAAUUCUCGGUGGUUUAUUUACAUGGAAGUUACGUGAGUUCGAAUGUAACAGAUGAGCACCCGUUGCACUCGCACUCAUGCAACAGACAAGGUAAACAAACCACCGAGAAUUGUCAAACAUGAACUUCAUUCAUCAUGAGUUCAUUCGUGUCGUCAUCUUGUAGAACUCAAUUUAUUAUUUACACAAUAAGAAUUUUGUUUACUUUGUCAUUAAAAACGAUUCCAUUUGUUUCUUGGGGGAAGGAUCGCCAGCCUUCUCCGGGAACCAAAUGGGUUUCAGGCAGUUGAUAUUUUUUGUUUAUAUUAUUUUUGUUAACUGUGAGAUGCUCUUUCGAAAAUAGGCAUACCGAUUGGUCAGGGUGAAAUCGCCAGUUUUCCUUGCCCAGGUCGUCUUUUUUACGUGAUAGCAUCUCGCCUGACAAACGAAAAAUCGUUUAAUUUUGUGUUCGCCAGAACUACAGCCUUGGGUUCGAGCUUUCAAAUACUGUAAGCAAAUUAAAUUGCCGAAUUAACACGAUUUAAGCAGUUAUUAAUUCAUUAACUACAACAAAAGUCAUUUAGCUUUGUAAGACAAGAUUAUUAUUAGGGAUAUAUUGCAAAUAUUAAUUUAACUAAUAAGAGCAAUUGCUAAGCUGUUUUCGUAAUUGAAGUUUAAAAUAGAUUUUUUUUACAAAAAGGACGAGAGGGAGUAGAAUCACCUAAAAAAGAAUAAUUCCUAGAAUAAAAUAAAAAAUAGGACAGAUAACUCCUACUAGCUUACAAAUUAACUUCACCAAGUUCUCAACAAUGGCAGUUGAAUUUUACUACAUGUGAUUCAAAAUUUAACAACGGAAAAAAAUCUCGUAAAAGUAAUAAACGAAAAUGAAUAAUCCAACAAA